Molecule: messenger RNA, 4326 nt
Organism: Camelus dromedarius (Arabian camel)
Lineage: Eukaryota; Metazoa; Chordata; Mammalia; Artiodactyla; Camelidae
Gene: SLC15A2
Product: solute carrier family 15 member 2
Exons: 22
Coding region: 334-2556 (740 amino acids)
Biological process (GO): dipeptide import across plasma membrane
Cellular component (GO): plasma membrane
Molecular function (GO): dipeptide transmembrane transporter activity
Source: RefSeq, a predicted model, not a curated record
CUUUGAAAUUUAUUUUUAAAUCUGUGCUCUAGGCUGUGCUCCAGGCAUUGUAGUCUUAACUAAUUUUCAUUCACUUGCAAUUCCCCAGCUUUAUCUCAUGAUGUGUUCUCACUUCCCCAUGCUCUACCUUUUACAUAAUCAUUCUUUUGACCCACUCUCUGAGGCCCAACCCUUUGUUUUUCUGUAGCUGUUUGCUUUUCUCUGGGCCAGGCAGCUGCUGAAGCCUGACACCCACAGGGUUAAACCUAGUUGCUGAAGCCACCCCCUCUUCCCCUCCCAAGUCCCCCUUUUCACUGUAGGCUGGCAGCUGUCCCAACUGCCUACCGAAGCCAAAUGCUUGAAGAGAGAGAGAGUAAGGAGCUAGCCAUGAAUCCCUUCCAGAAAAAUGAGUCCAAGGAAACUCUUUUUUCACCUGUCUCCACUGAAGAGGUACAACCUCGACCCCCCAGCUUUCCAAAGAAGCCAUCUCCGAAAAUCUGCGGCUCCAACUAUCCACUGAGUAUUGCCUUCAUUGUGGUGAAUGAAUUCUGUGAGCGAUUUUCCUAUUAUGGCAUGAAAGCUGUGCUGACCCUGUAUUUCCUGUAUUUCCUGCAUUGGAGUGAAAACACUUCCACAUCUGUAUACCAUGCCUUCAGCAGCCUCUGUUAUUUCACUCCCAUCCUGGGAGCAGCCAUUGCUGACUCAUGGCUGGGGAAAUUCAAGACAAUCAUCUAUCUCUCCUUGGUGUAUGUGCUUGGCCAUGUGAUCAAAUCCAUGGGUGCCUUACCAAUACUGGGGGGACCAGUGGUACACACAGUCCUAUCAAUGAUUGGCUUGAGUCUAAUAGCUUUGGGGACAGGAGGUAUCAAACCCUGUGUGGCAGCUUUUGGUGGAGACCAGUUUGAAGAGAAACAUGCAGAGGAACGGACUAGAUACUUCUCAGUCUUCUACCUCUCCAUCAAUGCAGGGAGCUUGAUUUCUACAUUUGUCACCCCCAUGCUGAGAGGAGAUAUACAAUGUUUUGGGAAAGACUGCUAUGCGUUGGCUUUUGGAGUUCCAGGAUUGCUUAUGGUGAUAGCUCUUGUUGUGUUUGCCGUGGGAAGCAAAAUAUACAAAAAACCACCUCCUGAAGGAAACAUAGUGACUCAAGUUGUUAAAUGUAUCUGGUUUGCUAUUUCCAACCGUUUCAAGAAUCGUUCUGGGGACGUUCCAAAGCGAGAGCAUUGGCUGGACUGGGCAGCUGAGAAAUACCCAAAGCAGCUCAUUUUGGAUGUGAAGGCACUGACCAGGGUACUAUUCCUUUAUAUCCCACUGCCUAUGUUCUGGGCUCUUUUGGAUCAGCAGGGCUCACGGUGGACUCUGCAAGCCACCAGGAUGAAUGGGAAUUUGGGUUUCUUUGUGCUUCAGCCUGACCAGAUGCAGGUACUAAAUCCCUUUCUGGUUCUUAUCUUCAUCCCAUUGUUUGACCUUGUCAUUUAUCGUCUGGUUUCCAAGUGUGGAAUUAAUUUCACAUCGCUUAGGAAAAUGGCUGUUGGCAUGAUCCUAGCGUGCCUGGCAUUUGCAGUUGCUGCAGCUGUAGAGAUAAAAAUUAAUGAAAUGGCCCCACUCCAGCCAGAUUCCCAAGAGAUGUUCCUACAAGUCUUGAAUCUGGCAGAUGAUGAGGUGAAGGUGACAGUGCUGGGAGAUAAAAACAAUUCUCUGUCAGCAGAGUCCAUCAGACCCUUUCAGAAAAUGCCACACUAUUCCAAACUCCACCUGAAGACAAAAAGCCAGAAUUUCCACUUCCAACUGAAAUAUCAAAAUUUGUCUGUCUACACUGAGCAUUCCGUGGAGGAGAAAAAAUGGUACAGUCUGAUCAUUCGAGAAGAUGGAAAAAAUAUUUCUAGCAUGAUGGUGAAGGAUGCAGAAAACCAAACAACCAGUGGGAUGACAGCUGUGAGGUUUGUUAACACUUUGCAUGAAGAGGUCAACAUCUCCCUCAGUACAGACACCUUCCUUAGUGUUGAUGAAGACUACGGCGUGUCUGCUUACAGGACUGUGCGAAGAGGAGAAUAUCCUGCGGUGCGCUGUAGAACAAAAGAUGAGAACUUUUCACUCAAUUUGGGUCUACUAGACUUCGGUGCAGCUUAUCUGUUUGUUAUCUCUAAUAGCACCAGUCAGGGUCCUCAGGCCUGGAAGAUGGAAUACAUCCCAGCCAACAAAAUGUCCAUUGCAUGGCAGCUACCACAAUAUGCCCUUGUUACAGCUGGGGAGGUCAUGUUCUCUGUCACAGGACUUGAGUUCUCUUAUUCUCAGGCUCCCUCUAGCAUGAAGUCUGUACUCCAGGCAGCCUGGCUGCUGACAGUUGCAGUUGGGAAUAUCAUCGUGCUUAUUGUGGCCCAGUUCAGUGGCCUGGUACAGUGGGCCGAAUUCAUUUUGUUUUCCUGCCUCCUGCUGGUGGUCUGCUUGAUCUUCUCCAUCAUGGGCUACUACUAUGUUCCUAUAAAGCCAAAGGAUAUUCAGGGCUCAGCAGAUAAGCAGAUUCCUCAUAUCCAAGGGGACAUGAUCAACCUGGAGACCAAGAAGACAAAGCUCUAAUGGCCCCCUGGACUCUGCCUAGACCCCAGUUCCGGGCUCUGGCCUUGGCCAUUACCCAUCUUCAACCUUUUUUCACUCCGAUGUGGUUAGAAGAGAGAAGUAGAAUCAUAUCUGGGCUGAUCUCCUCCACUUUUCUCCCAUGAUAGAGGCAUUUCUAGGCCACUUAGACUCCAUGUCCCCCCGUCUAUCAGUGAACUCAGUAAACCUUGUGUAGUGUUGCUGAAGCUGGCCUGGUAUCUCCAAAUGGCCAAGAAAAACACAAAUGUCUAACUGAGGUUAGUCCCUGGUUAUCAGAAGUAUGUGGGAAUUGAUUUACCUGCCAUUCAGAACUGGUGACACUACUUUUUGAAGUGCUGAUUUAGGGGCAAAAUUGCAAGAUAACAGAGAAAUGGUAUUUCAAUUUUCUUCAUUACCAUUGCAAGUGUUCUGUUUACAAGGACCUCAAGAAUUGAUAUGUCUGGUAUGAUCUGGCCCAGGGGCUGGCUUGUCAGCUUAUCCAGGUUUGAUAAGACCUUAGUAAAUGCUUCAGUACAGAUAGUAGGAGACAAAAUGACAUUUUAUUAACACACAGAAGAUACAUCUUUCUGAUAAUUACAGUAUUUUAUCUACUAACCCAAACACCCCCUUUUCAGUACUGACAGAUCUUUGGAAACUAAAUUAAAGAUAGUAAACAUGGUUCUGGAAAACAACAAGUAUAAAUUGUGCAAGUCCUGAUGAGCCAUUCUACAGUGUAUAGUCUUCUUAGGGACUAUGAUGUUUCAGCCCUAGAUUACGCCCUCCUGUGGACAAUUGUGCAGGAACUAAUUAUAAUUUUCCAACCCUGGCUUUUCAAUGUUGUUGGGCCAGCUUUUUCUUUUUUUUCUUUCCUUCUUUUUUUUUUUAGAAACUCAAAACCAUACAUAUUUAUUCCCUCACCAUCCUGGAGGCCACGAAUCUGAAAUCAUUGUCACUGUGCCCAAAUCAAGGGUGGGCAGGACCAUACUCCCUCCAGACAGCUUUUUCUUAUUAUUAUAUCAUCUUGCUUAUUGCAACAAAUAUUUAAUAACAUUAUUUUCAUGAAUACAACUCUUGUUUUUAGUAGUAUUCCCUUCAGCCUCAAAGUAGUAGAUCUGUUUUGGUAAUUUUUACUUUUCUCAUAAUUUUAAAAUGCCAUUUCUUCAUUUAGGCCUGGAUUUCCCUGUUUAUUAAAAAAAAAGUUAUAUUAAUACUCUAGAUUUGAGCUUCUAAAAUGUCAAUGCUCAAUGAGGGUGAGGGGAAUGGUCCCAUAUCAGGAUUCUGCCAAAAUCUGGGGGUUGAAGGAAGGAGUGGUAGAACACGAGGGGUUUUUGUUUGUGUUGGCGAGAAAAGUUGAGAAGUACUACCUUGCAAACAAUGAAUGAAUCAGUGGACAGAUAUGGGAAUAUCAUGACCCUACAGUGUAUUUCUAGGGAAAAAUGUUCUGUCCUAGACAGUCUCAUUUCCAUUGGUUUUGCUCCAUUAUUCUCAUCUAGAACUGUGUUGAGUCAGUCUCCCAUUGUAAACGUAAUGAGAAAAGUUGCUCCAGUUUCCCAAGCUUUAAUACUUUAGUUUUAGUUACCAAGUUUUCAGAAGUACUGAAGUGGCAGCACCACCAUCCAUUUUCCACAGAUAUCUUGAUGUGAACCUGACCAUACUUCUUUAGAAGAUAUUCUAUUCAUUUUUGAGCAGCUUUAACUCAAUCCAUUCUGUGAACUAUUGUUUCAAGAGAUCUUAACAGUGUUCUGUGAAUAAAAGUUUCUAUGGAUAAAUGAA